AACAACAUAACCAAAACAAAUCCCACAAAAGCGAUCGGAUCGUGAGACAGAGCAGAACGUAAUAUCAAGGAUCUUCUGUUGGUUUCGAUAACGAGGUCAAAGUACUCUUCCAGUUUCUAAUAGAUAGUAACUUUAGGUAGUCGUGCGUUUUGAGAAUAAUAUUUUCUUAGUGCAGUUCCGUUCGAGUUGAUGACAAUUUCUGAAAUCUUCAACAGCCAGUGAUAAUGUUCCGUCGCACGUUAACCGUUUCCUAUUCGCCACAUCGGAACAACUACGUUACCCUGCCGGACAAUUACUUCCGGAUGCUGUCUAGUUACAAAAACGGCUGUUUGAGCAUAACGCGCGGCAUCGACAACUUUUACAUGUCGUGGUCUCCGUACGGUGGCGGUGGCUACCAGGACAACCGGAUCGGCAUAAACGCACAAGUCGCCGGUACGAUGGGUUUGAAGGAGGGUGACAUGGUUAUGGUGGCACUGGUUAUGGAGGUGCGAUCGCUCAAAACGGUCGAGGUCACGGCCGCUUCCGAGAAGGAUUGGAAUGUGUUGCAAGUGAGUAGCAACAGAGUACAAUCGAUUUUGCUGGACCAAACGAGAGUUGUAACAAAGGGGCAAAGUUUGGUAGUUUGGAUUAACGAUUCGAUCACCAUUCGAAUCAAGAUAAAAUUCACAAUCCCUCCCCUCCCAUACGGUCGGCUGGAGAACGACACCGAACUAGUUGUGGAGCCGUACAAAACAAUGCUGAAAAAGGAUCCUGACCCACCGGCAGCACUGGUACGAAGCAAUACCAACCUUAGCAUUGCCGAGCUCGUUCGGCAACGCAACUUGCAGCGUUCAAAGGUAAACUCGGUGGAAAAUGGAACCCAGGAAAGUUUUGUGAACUCAGCCGGUCUCAUUACACCGUCGGCUUCUGAAGCAACGAUCGGAAAGAAACGACCAACCACGUGGUAUCGGAAUAGUAACGGGUUAGAAAAUGGAUUAGCCGAUCACAACGACGGUAUAAAGAAACUCGAGAAGGAAAAGAACGUCAUUAAGCGAAGAUCCGCGGCAGGUGGCGUCCCCUGUAAUGGUGUCACCGGUAAAGCACAGACGGCCGUUCGAAAUUCGCUCUUCGAGAAUGAUCUAGAAAAGCAUUUGAACAAAUUACAAACGAGUAAAUCUAUGGCUAACUUCAUAAGCGAACAGGAUGAGAAGGUGAAACCGAAUGACCAUAACCAUAAGAACAAAAGUCAGUAUCUGGACAGUUUAGUAGCCACGUUAACGCGGGAAGUUCCGAAGAAUUUCGAAUUUCGAGUAAUUGGCGGUGUUUGGAACUGCCGGCGGAACAACUCACAGAUUUGUGAUAUCUAUAUCACCAAAGAGAACAUCCCCCAGGGGAUGGAUAUCAAUCAGCCUUUUCUGCUAACGACAAACGACGAUCGGGAUUAUUUCGUGAACGUGCGAAUGGCGACUGACGUAGAUCAGUUUCCGCGAAAUAUCUACCCGACGGUUGAGAUAAAUGACAAACUGAUGGAACAGUUGGAGAUCAAUCAUGGGGAAAAGGUAACACUGAAGGCGAAGCAGAAUGCUUUGAACAUUGUCGACAUGAUUGAAUUGGUGCCGGUUGCUAAGCUAGCCUCGAAAGUUGAAGCAGAUAUAGUGGAAAAGUUUAAAGAAUUUAUUCUGUUCAACUCUAAAGUAUAUCCGGUACUGUUAAACCAGGGACAGGUGUUUAAACUGCCCGAAUACUAUCUAACCAUCAAACUUCAACCGGCUAAUUUGAAGUACUGCCUUGUAAACGGGGUGAUUUUGAGGCAGAGUAAAAUUAUCUGCUCGGGUGAGGUCAAAAGUUUAGAAACGGUGGUUUCUAGUGUGGAAGACGAGAAAAAGAAGAAACCGGUUGAGCCGGCUGAGUAUGAACCUAAGCAUGUAAAAAUCGAUAAGUUUCAAGAGAUUUUGAAUGAAUGCGUGGAUCAGUUGAAGUUCAACCUAUGCCUCGAUGAUAGAAGCACAGUUCGAAGGAGCUGUAACAUUAUAAUUGCGGGACCUGAGCAGAGCGGCAAAAAGGCACUCUGCAGAGCGAUUAUGUACCAACUCUCGAAGGCUCCGUUUCACUGUUUUACCACCACAUUUAGUUGUUCGAAACAUAAGGGUCGCAAGCCAGACUCCAUUCAGAAAGAUUUGCGUCACUGUUUCUAUCUGUGUAUGUUCCACAGCCCGGCUGUGAUAUAUUUGGAAGGAUUAGAUGUUUUGACACACCAAGCGGGUGAGCAAAAUACACAAGAUGCAGAGUAUCAUAACAAAGUUUCUGAUGUAUUUCGAAAGCAAAUCGAAGAGUUCACAAGCAAUAAUGCCAUAUCCGUACUUGCAUCUAUAGGCAGUGUUAACAAUCUAAAUCGAAGACUGUACUCGUCUCGUGGGUUUCAUUUGUUCCGCCACAUCCGAAGGCUGCCAAAUAUUGAUAAGACUGAUAGAGAAAUCGUGAUAAAAAGUCUGCUGGUGAACAAACAGUGCAAGUUAGAGAAAAAGAUUAACUGGAAGCGACUGGCUAAUGCAACGGAGGGCUACACCAUCGGUAGUCUGGUGCAGAUGGUCGAUCGAGCUGUUUUUUACGCUUUUAAGCAUGAUUCUAAACACCCUCGGAUUGCGGAAAGCAUGAUCAACUGUGCAUUGGACGUAACCAAUUCCUACUGUCUGCAGGGUAUCGAAAGUCACAAGCAGACGAACGAUGCCGAUGCUGACGAUCAUGUUCCGGGUGAUCGGGUGCCGGGUUUGGAAAAUGCCAUUGAAGUAUUCCAGGAGGUGUUGAUGUGGCCGAGUAAAUUUCCGAAGAUUUUUGAAAAUUCUCCAUUGCGAAAUCAGGCCGGCAUAUUGCUGUUUGGUCCUCCAGGCACGGGAAAAACCUAUCUUGUGGCAAAAUUGGCCAAAACGUGGAACUUGCGGAUGAUCUCAGUGAAGGGCCCGGAACUGCUAGCCAAGUAUAUCGGACAAAGUGAGGAAAAUGUACGAAACCUGUUCGACCGAGCCCGGAGCGCAAAACCUUGCGUACUAUUUUUCGAUGAAUUCGAUAGUUUGGCACCACGGCGGGGCCAUGAUUCGACGGGUGUUACGGAUCGCGUUGUGAACCAGCUGCUUACUGAACUGGAUGGUGUGGAGGGUUUGAAGGGAGUAACGGUGAUUGGUGCGACAUCUAGACCCGAGCUUUUGGAUCCGGCUCUGCUGCGUUCGGGAAGAAUCGAUCGCCUGGUGGAGUGUAGUAUACCGGAUGAGAAAUCCCGUUUGGCCAUCUUUAAAACCCACAGCAGCAGUUUGAAAUUAGCAUCUGACGUACAUCUGUCGCAAUUUGCUAAAAAAUCAAGUUGUUACACCGGUGCGGAUAUCCAAAGCGUUCUGACUACGGCCAACAUGCUGGCGGUGCAGGAGUGUUUGUCCAAUGCUAUCGACGAUGAGCAUGUUCCGGAGCAGAUAACGAUUAACCAGAGGCAUCUCAUGGAAGCAUUUGCCAGCACGCGCCCUUCAUUAAGUCCACAGGAUGUGCAGAAAUACAAGGUUACUUACGCACGAUUCACUAACAAAGAACCACCUUCGAGGGAUUUUGUGGCGAAAAGGGCCACGCUGGCGUAAGUAAAUGCCUGUUUUUAUGUUUUCUGCUACCUUUAGUUAGUUUGAGGUUUUAUCAGCUGCGGUGAUAUUGUUACUUAGGUUUAACGUGGAAAGGUAUAAAAGACAAACAUUUCAUA
Messenger RNA from Topomyia yanbarensis, 3715 nucleotides. It is a transcript of the gene Pex1, whose product is annotated as peroxisomal ATPase PEX1. The coding region runs from base 225 to 3599 and encodes 1124 amino acids. Gene Ontology annotation, biological process: protein import into peroxisome matrix. Gene Ontology annotation, cellular component: cytosol; peroxisomal membrane; peroxisome. The record is from RefSeq and is a predicted model, not a curated record. The transcript is spliced from 11 exons. Lineage: Eukaryota; Metazoa; Arthropoda; Insecta; Diptera; Culicidae. Gene Ontology annotation, molecular function: ATP hydrolysis activity; ATP binding.